UAUUGUUGUUUUUGUUUUCAAGCUGAAAAGUCGUGUGCGGGUGGUGAAAAGUGCGUCCGCGCGAGUGCAAAAUUAAUAUUUUCGGUUGUUACGUUUUUUGCUUGGAACGUCGUUUGUUGUUUUCCUUUUCCUUCUUUGUUUGGUGUGAAAGAAAUUUGAUAAAUGAAAAGGAAAUGUGAAAGAGAGGAAAACCAUAUAAUAAUAUUGGAUAUGGCGACUAAAGUCGAGGCGUCAAUAGUGACGCACACUUGGCCGGAUUUUUGAGUGAAACAAGCAAAAAGAAAAUACAUAUAACAAAAAAGAGAAACAAUUACCCUAAAAGAAAGAGAACUUUAUCUAACUUUUUAAAGCUAGAGAACUCUAUCACAAUACGUACAACACAUAACACAUAUCCGAAAUUCACUCCUAAUGUUUGUGGUUUGUGAAAAUGCCUUCAGCGAACACCGAAGAUUUGAGGCGAAAGUUUCUAGUUGUCCAACAACAACGCUCGGCACCACCCAAUUUGGCCAGCGAUUCCACCAACACGACGAUGAUGAUGACAACCAGCGGCGCGGGGGGAUCAGCGGCAGCAGCAGCGGGAUCGCCAGGAAGCAACGAACCGGAACGCACCUAUAUAUUUCCGGGAAGUGUGAAUCCUGUUAUAGGUAGCGCACCCGGUGGAAAUGGUAUUCCUGGUGUGGCCAUUCUACCAAAUCCCUCAUUGUCUGCAGGUCAGCGUGGUCAUGCGCGAUCUGUUAGUCAUGGUGGUGGCGCCAUUGUCGGAGCUGGUGGUAGACCCAUCAAGUCCGCCAUGAAGGGUCAUCAGCGUGCCUUCUCGCAGGGUCAGAUCACCGAUUCGCCGCCAGGAAGUUCUGCACCCAGCGGACGUGGACAUAGUCGAGUUGGUUCGAAAACCGAUUUCAUUCUACCCCCCGGCCAUAAGGAUGAACCGGCCAGGGAACGGGAAUUCGGUCCCUCGGCACAAACAUCCGCCACCGGCGCAGGUCGUGGCCACUCGCGGCAGGCAUCCCGCUCGGAAUCGAUCUAUACACUGCGUCGCACCGAGGCCCCACCAUGGUGGAAACGUUUCACACUCUGCAAUUACAAUGCAAAUGAUAAAUUUGAGGAGCGUAGCUAUCGCAUGGUUGUUCCCAAUCAUACAGUACCACCAAAAACUCCCAAAAAUGAGCAUCCGAAUGGACAAUUUGUGGGCAAUAAGAUACGGACAACCAAAUAUACUCUACUCUCGUUUAUACCGAAAAAUCUACUAGAGCAAUUCCAUCGUGUGGCUAAUCUAUACUUCAUAUUCAUUGUGCUGCUUAAUUUUGUGCCAGAGAUUAAUGCCUUUGGCAAGGAAAUUGCUAUGAUUCCAGUCAUAUUUGUGCUGGGUGUGACAGCGGUCAAAGAUUUGUUUGAAGAUCGACGACGAAGAGCAUCAGAUAAACGGAUUAAUAACACAACAUGCAGAGUAUACGAUGGUGAGACGGAGCGUUAUAAGAAAACGAAAUGGCAAGAUUUGCGUGUUGGUGACAUUGUCCAUUUGUCAAACAAUGAGACAGUACCAGCAGAUAUACUUUUAUUGCGAACCAGUGACCCCCAUGGGGUCUGCUACAUAGACACCUGCGAUUUGGAUGGUGAAACGAAUCUAAAACGCCGCGAGGUUGUACGUGGCUUUGAGGAAUUACAGAGCAUAUUUUUACCUAGCAAAUUUGUGAGUCGAGUUGAAGCGGAUGCGCCAACAACAAAAUUAUAUAGAUUUCAUGGGGCCUUAAUACAUCCAACUGGUGAGCGUGUACCCAUAUCGACCGAGUGCCUUUUGCUAAGAGAGAGCAGACUGAAGAAUACGGAUUAUAUUGAGGGAAUUGUCGUCUAUGCGGGACAUGAAACGAAAUCAAUGCUAAACAAUAGUGGUCCAAGAUAUAAGCGCUCCCAGGUGGAACAGCAAAUGAAUAUUGAUGUGAUAUGGUGUGUGAUAAUAUUGUUGAUACUUUGCAUUGUUGGCGCCAUCGGGUGCACCAUGUGGCUAAGCUCUUAUGUUAAUAUUCCCGUACCCUAUAUAACGAUAGCCGAUGUGAGACCCCAUCUUGAGGGGAUGUGGAUUUUCUGGACAAAUAUAGUCAUUCUGCAAGUGAUGAUACCGCUCUCACUCUAUGUGACAAUUGAACUCUGCAAGAUACUUCAGGUGUAUCACAUUCACAACAACAUUGAACUAUACGAUCCGGAUACGAAUAAGCAAACCGAAUGUCGUGCCAUGAAUAUAACCGAAGAAUUGGGUCAGAUACAGCACAUUUUCUCAGAUAAGACAGGAACACUGACAGAGAAUAAAAUGAUAUUUCGUCGAUGUGUGGUCAAUGGAGCAGAUUAUAAUCACCCGGAAUCGGAAUUGGAGAAAAUGUAUACCAAGCCGGGGGCACCAGCGCCACCCAUUGUGCCCAACGAGAAUCUAAUUGAUGACAUGACACAGCUAACGGGUGCAUAUCUAACGCCGAAUGCCCAGAGAAUUCAAGAGUUUCUGGUUGUGUUGGCCAUAUGCAAUACGGUGAUUGUGAGUGCUGCUCCGCACAGAGAUUUAAUGAAUGCCAGUGGCAUUAUUGAAGUCCAACAGACUGGCUCAAGUCCUGGCAAUUUAAAGCAUAUUAAACGAGGUCCCAAUCAUUUGUUGGCCACCACAACAACCACAACAACAACGACCACAAUUUUGAAUGGAACACCUCAGCCUGCAUCGAUUCCAGCCGAUCGCUAUACUCGACUUGCCGAGUCUCGUUCGGUGACUCCUUCGCCCCCACCUAAUCUCCUAUUUGCCAUGCCCACACAAAACCAUCAGCCCACACUGUCGCCCAUAAGCAGUUCAGCUGAAUCUUCGCCCAAUUCCGAAUCGGAAUCACCAUCUCCGCCGAUGAAGAGCAAAUCCUUGUCCAAUAGCAUUUCCCCUACAGGACGAGCCAAGGCAGUGAUUAAUUCAAAAAUCACAAGCAUUGCAACAUUUUUGAAUGCCAGGACUCAGGGAAAACGUUUGAAAAUGAAUAACACCAAAACGGAGACCAUUUAUCGCACUGCUGAUGGUCGGCCUUUGUAUGAGGCUGAAAGCCCCGAUGAAUUGGCCUUGGUAAAUGCUGCCUAUGGCUAUGAUUGCUGCCUCUUAAAUCGCAGUCCCAAUCACAUACUGGUCAGCAUGCCAACAGCUAGAGCAACAGUGGAAUAUGAGAUACUCAAAAUAUUGCCCUUCGAUUCGAGUCGCAAAUGCAUGUCAAUUGUGGUACGACGUGUGGGCACCCAAGAGAUUAUUUUGUAUACCAAGGGAGCGGAUAGUUCCAUAAUGCCCGUAUUGGCUCCAUGUGCCAGCAAUAGUCCUGAGGGUAUUUUGCGUGAACAGACCCAACAACAACUCGAUCGUUAUGCACGUGAAGGCUUACGUAUUCUGGUAAUGGCAAAGCGUACACUAAACGCCUCCGAUUAUACCGAUUGGUGGGCAAGGCAUCAGGAGAUUGAAAUGUCACUGGAGAAUCGUGAACGCAGAUUACGCGACUCAUUUGCCAGAUUGGAGAGUAAUCUAACCCUAUUGGGAGCUACAGGAAUUGAGGAUCGUCUACAAGAUGGUGUGCCAGAGACUAUAGCAUCAUUGAUCUCUGCAGGUGUUUCAGUGUGGGUGCUAACGGGUGACAAGCCCGAAACAGCCAUUAAUAUUGCCUAUUCGGCCAAAUUGUUUACACAGCAAAUGGAGCUGAUCAAGUUGACUGCUCGUUCUCGAGAUGCUGCUGAAACGGCAAUUAAUUUCUAUUUGACUGAUAUUGAAAAUGCCAAGACAACGUCCACAACAGGAGGUUAUAGCUUGAUGCCACGUCGGAAACAGAGGGCUUUAGUUGUUGAUGGCAAGACGUUGACUUUUAUUUUAGAUCCCAAAUCCAAAUUAAUUUUGCCAUUCUUGCGAUUGGCCAAACGUUGCGCUUCAGUGCUUUGCUGUCGCUCCACUCCGCUACAGAAGGCCUACCUGGUUAAAGUUGUAAAGGAAGAACUAAAUCUACGCACUCUUGCCAUAGGCGAUGGAGCCAACGAUGUCUCCAUGAUACAAAUGGCCGAUGUCGGUGUGGGCAUCUCAGGUCAAGAGGGCAUGCAGGCGGUAAUGGCAGCUGAUUUCACGCUUCCUCGGUUUCGUUUUUUGGAACGUUUAUUACUCUCACAUGGCUAUUGGUGCUAUGAUCGUUUGGCUCGCAUGAUUUUGUAUUUCUUCUACAAGAAUGCUGCCUUUGUAUUUCUGAUAUUCUGGUUUCAAUUGUAUUGCGGCUUUUCGGGUGCUGUAAUGAUUGAUCAAAUGUAUUUGAUGCUCUAUAAUUUAAUAUUCACUUCGCUGCCGCCUUUGGCAAUUGGUGUCUACGAUAAACGUGUGCCAGAGGAAUUGUUAUUAAAAAAUCCGCAUCUCUAUAAGAAUGGACGUUUAAAUGUUGCCUAUAGACCGCAUGAUUUUUGGAUAACCUUACUGGAUGCCCUCUAUCAAAGUCUGGUCAUAUUCUUUGUGGCGCUGUGCGCCUAUGCGGAAAGUGACGUUGGCCUUUGGGAAUUUGGUACAACAAUAACAGCAUCCUGUUUAUUUGCCAAUUUAGUGCACUGUGCCAUUGAAAUACGUUCAUGGACGGUGCUGCAUGUUAUAUCCAUAUUGUUUAGCUUAGGUUCCUUCUACCUCUUCUCAAUUGUCUACAAUUCCAUGUGCGUCAAUUGCUUUGGAGUACCCUCGACAUAUUGGGUGAUAUUUAUGUGCUUCAAGUCAGCUGUCCACUGGUUGGUCAUACUGUUGUCCACAGUGGUGGCUGUUUUGCCACGUCUUGCUCUUACUACCAUACGGACUUCAAUAUAUCCUGAUGAUAGCACAAAGGUUUUACUGAAUAGCAAACGUGAGCGCAGCAGAGGUGAGGGUUUGUUAGUUACUUGGUCGCGCUCAACCUCAGCCUCAUCAAUAUAUAGAAUCGCCGAUUAUGGGUCUAAGAAUCAAAUUAUAACGACCAUUACCUGAUCCAGCGCCAAAAUGCAAUUUCUUUAUCCACAAUAUGCAUACAUAUAAUGUGCUUUCAAUUUCAUAUGUGGCCUUUCGACACCGAUUAAUAUUUAAUUAUUUUAGUUAAUAUAUAUAGCCAUUUA
Messenger RNA from Drosophila willistoni, 5109 nucleotides. Its product is annotated as phospholipid-transporting ATPase VA. Gene Ontology annotation, molecular function: ATPase-coupled intramembrane lipid carrier activity; ATP hydrolysis activity; magnesium ion binding. The coding region runs from base 428 to 4984 and encodes 1518 amino acids. The record is from RefSeq and is a predicted model, not a curated record. Gene Ontology annotation, cellular component: plasma membrane. Gene Ontology annotation, biological process: phospholipid translocation. Lineage: Eukaryota; Metazoa; Arthropoda; Insecta; Diptera; Drosophilidae. The transcript is spliced from 15 exons.